Molecule: messenger RNA, 2169 nt
Organism: Aspergillus bombycis
Lineage: Eukaryota; Fungi; Ascomycota; Eurotiomycetes; Eurotiales; Aspergillaceae
Product: Zn(II)2Cys6 transcription factor
Exons: 2
Coding region: 1-2169 (722 amino acids)
Biological process (GO): positive regulation of transcription by RNA polymerase II; DNA-templated transcription
Molecular function (GO): zinc ion binding; DNA-binding transcription factor activity, RNA polymerase II-specific; DNA binding
Source: RefSeq, a predicted model, not a curated record
AUGCCUAUAACCGACGAGGACGAGCGAACACACCGUCAGAAAAGACGAAGAGUGUCGAAGGCUUGUGAUCGAUGCCGCCAUGGUAAACUCAAGUGCAAUGGUGCCCUGCCUCAAUGCGAUACAUGUAUUAAGGCCGAUAAGCCGUGUUCAUACGGGACGGCGAUACGACGGCGGGGACUUCGAACCGGCUACGUUCGUGCUCUGGAAUGCCUGAUGGGGCUAGUCUUCCAGUCGGUCGAGGGAAGCGAAACUACGGUAGAGAAACUCAUUGCAAACACCUGGAGGAAGCGCUUCUGGACCCAAGAGGACAUACAGGAUGAUCUCAAUGGCGGGGAGACGCCAUGGGAGAGGUGGAAGUCGAGCAAAAUUCCCCAGGCGAUAGACGCUCUACUAUCAGCCCAUGACAAUAUGGAUGAUGACGACCUCACAACACCACCGUUGAAUCUAUCUACACAGGGGAAAGAUACAAAUCUUACUUGGAGCACCCUGGACCUUCCUCCUCCAACGCCCCAGAGCCAAUUCAAUGCCACAGUUCGAGUUGCUUGCCUACGAUGUUCCAAGGAGGCAGGAAAUGAGACGAGGGGUAUCGGCAGUCCUGCUACCCAUCAGAAUCAGGAGGUGGAAGAGAGGUCUAUCGUUACUGAUCAGCCAUCCCAAGAUGUACUACCCGAGCUUCCACGAAAUCCAAUGCAGCUGCUGAGUCGAUAUUUCUCCCUGGUACACAGCUGGCUACCAAUAGUUGAGCGUCAUGCUGUGUACAGAAGCCUCUUCGCUUAUUAUAAAACUUCAUCCAUUCUUUCAAUUAGGAAAAGGAGAACUGGUGAGACUGCACUACUAUGGGCUAUAUUGACCUAUGCAAGUAUGAUACAGGACCACUCAACAAAUCAAGUCACCCUCUUUCCCAAAUACACAUCGUAUCCCAAUCAGCUCUACAUGGCAGCUCGAAAAGCCAUACCACUGGAAAAGGAAGACGACUAUUCAGUAGGGCAUGUACAAGCCCUUCUUAUUCUUGGAUUAGUUCACUAUUCCUGCUGCGAAUGGAACAUUGCUCGCGUUGUUGUUGGACAGGCCAUCUUGCUAGCCAGCCGCAUUGGACUGAAUCAGCCCGACAAGUGCCAACCCGAAUACCAUCGACGCACCUGGCUCGGAUGUUUCGCCCUUGACACUCUCAUAUCAGCACAUACUGAAACUAGUCCUUGGAUUCGGUCAAGAGAUGUCCAGGAAUUCCUUGCGAUCGACAAAACAGGUAAUGAAGAAUGGGAGCCCUGGCACCUUCAAGACGUGCUCUUACCAGGCGUGGGGACUGAUAUGGCGGAAUUUGCGGCACCAACGCAUACAUUGACUGUAUUUGUCAGGCUUCUUGAAUUACUCUGUAUCAAGAAUGACUGGAUUUUCGCUACCACAAAGGAACAGAAUAAAGCAUGCAAGAAAGCCCUGAGAUCCUGGCGCGAGAGCCUGCCAGAGCAUAUCAAAUCCCAUGGCGCGGAUGUGUUCUCCACAGCCUCUGCGUCUCUGCCACCAAAUAUCCUCAACCUAUACAUCAUACAGGCUUUCUUGCGCACAAGGCUUUGCUACCCCACAUCAGCAGGACUGCCAAUGGGUUGGAACCACGGUCAAGAAUGGCAGAUAUUGAUUCAUGCUAUGGAGGGCUUCUUCGGUCGGUUUGACAACCAGGCAAUCCCAGCGUCAUUCAAUCUACUCAAGAUUAUUCUGCCCCGGCAGAUAGUAGAGGCCAGUCUAAUAUGUGAUCUUGUGGUUGAUCUGAAGAAAACCUACAGUGGAGAGCUGACAUGUCAGCCCCGACCGGAUAUCUAUGGCCAGAAGAUCACUAUCAAUGGGAAAGCUCAGUCAAAGAGCGGACCCGCCAUCGACAACAGCACCGACAUCAUACUGCAGCAUCCAAGCCUUCGCACAGAACAGCAGUUCAGCUCUUUAAUGGAGAUAUCAGGGCCCUGGCCAAGUAUAAACGCUGACCCACUCCCGGAGCAACGAGAUAUAAAUGACGAAUCAUCUCCGGAAGCAGCGCAAUCGACUGUUAUUACGAGUGACAGUUGUGAUCUUCCAUCGGUUGGCGAAUUUCCAGACGAUGCAGGACUAGCGUAUCCUAAUGAUUGGGAUGAUAUAGAGAUGCAAGUAUCACCACUUUCCUGUCUAGGAUGUGGUUGCUAA